Messenger RNA from Caenorhabditis auriculariae, 2702 nucleotides. Lineage: Eukaryota; Metazoa; Nematoda; Chromadorea; Rhabditida; Rhabditidae. The record is from the annotation of a GenBank genome assembly.
AUGUGGCUGAACUUUCUUGCCAUAGCUACGGCCACACUUUCCUGUACUCUACUGUUGGCCCAACUUCUUUACCUGCCCUACCUGGUUUCUCAAGCAGAAAAUGCUCAUGAAAUCGUCGCCCGGAAGGUCGAUGUCUUCAAGGUUUGUAUGAAAACGAAGGAGAAAAAACUUUUACUCUUGUCUAGGUUAUUGAAAACAAAGUUUCCGAGAAGAUAUCCCUAUUGGUGACUUCUUCCAUCACGAAAAGAUCUAUCGGUACUUACUGUUCGCCAGGAAAACCGGGACCUCCAGGUUCGAAAUAAAUGCGGUUUAUUUUUCAGGAAACAAAGAGAACAUAGUUGAUAAUUUUUUAAAGUUUUGAGAAUCAUGAAUUGAAAAAAAUUAAAGUUUUUUGAAGGAUCGUAAUUUGUAAUAAAAAUUGACUCGCUCCAGAUGAUUUUUCGAAUUGGAAAAUUUCAAUCAAAACUGUCACUCGUCUUCAAGAGCUCAAAACUUUCGAGUAUUUGUCAAAAAAAUUGAAAUAAGUUGAAGAUUUUUUUAGUAAAAUUGCCGAAAAAUAAAAAAACUCUCCACACAGUUUUUUUAUUUGUUAAUUGGGCAGAAAAAUUCCGAUUUAAAAAGUGUCAAAAAUACAUUUUUAAUAAAAAGGAACGGUCUUUAAAAGCUAAGACCGCUUAUCUUCAAAUUUUUUUCUCCUGCAGGAAUUCGAAAAAAAAUUUCUAUAUUUUUAUGGAGUUGAGUAAAUUUUGUUCAAACGAUCCAUUGUUUUAGCAUAUUAAUAAAAACAUGUGUAAAAAAACAUUGGCAGGUCUUGAUGGAACCGACGGCGCUCCCGGCGAAAAUGGCCGCGACGGACGCCGCGGACUCGACGCUCGGGACAUCUUGGAAGAGAUGCAGGAAAAACAGGAGUGCAUCGUCUGUCCGCAGGGCGAGGUCUGAACGAUGACGUCAUUCUAUUGAUAAAGCUUCCCAGGUCGGACCGAUGGGACCACCCGGAGACCGCGGCGAGCCUGGAGAUCCAGGUAACAAAGGAACUCCUGGAAUCCCGGCUCAGGAUGGAAUCGAUGGUAGUUUUCAUUUUAUACUUUUAAAAGCCUAAUCGAUCUUGUAAUCAAUGGUAUCCUAAAGAACUUUGAGUUGAAAUUCUAUAAGACUGGAAGUAAGUUUCUUCUUUCACAAAAUUAUGAAUAAAAAAAAGGUCCAAAGAACUUGUUUCCGCUUUCAAGAGGGUCUUCUAUACAGGCAACGAUUUUCAAUGGAAAUUUUCAGGUGACCAAGGAAUCGAAGGCGUUGUCGGUCCUCCUGGACCGCCCGGUCAUCCUGGACGGAAAGGGGGCAACGGAAAGUCUGCUCAAGGCGGAACCGGCUCUCCUGGACCCAAAGGAGCUCCCGGACCUGAAGGCCGAGCUGGAAGUCAGGGACCACGUGGAAAAGUUGAUUUUUUCAUACUCAAAAGAAAAAUCGAUUUGUUUUCCAGAGAAACUACAUCUACGGCGCAGCAGGACCGAUGGGACAGCUGGGACCAAGUGGACUGGACGGUCUCCCCGGAAAUCCGGGCGAACGCGGACCUAAAGGUUCAUCGGCAGCAUUUCCAUUCGAGAACUAAGGCUCAAACUGUUCAGGACCUCCUGGAGAAUUGGGCGCCGACAUUCAGUUCUGCCCUUGUCCAAUGGAGCUGAAACUACUGAAAGGAAAACAUUCAUCGGUUGGUUUUGAUCAUCAAAAAAAAGUUGCUAACAAUAUUUUUCAGCACAAACCAGGAACUUCGAACUUGAAGAACAAAAAUGAUUCAAGGUGGAUUUCGAGUUAUGUAGAAGUCAUUCAAAACAUUUUUUCAGUGAAAAAGCUUCUUUGGAGCUUAAAGAACUUCCUUCUGCUCCUACGACCGAAGCUCAACCUCCGGCGCCGUUAGAGGAGUCAGGAAAAAUUGAAAAAUCAGCAGAGUUCGACAAAGUUUCACCGCCUGAAGAACCAUCUGAGCCAUCAACAACUGAAGUAGUUCUUAGAGAAGAACCUCAAGAAAAUGAAUCUCAACCAACUGAAAAACAAACUCAAGAAGAAGUUACGACUACUCAGGCUCCAAAAGCAACUACGCCAGAAGAGUAAGCAAAUUUCGAAAUGAUUUGUUUUAACUCAAAACUGCAGGCGAUUCCCAGACUACGUCGCACCGGAGAUGACACUCAAAUCUUCCGAAGUUUCUCUAGGAUCGGCUCCUGGAACGGAGAAGUCUUCAGAAGGACCUCAAGCUCUACCCAAUCAAGAGUCUUCCGAUCAAGUGGUAUAGUCGAUUCACUUUGACUUUUGAAAAACUUGGUCGCGCGGAGAAUGGCUCGAUUUUCAACCGUCGCGAAGUGAUUGCUUAAAGCGUGCAACAGUGUCAAGAUUGCAAGUUCAGCGAGCAAAUCUCCAAAUUUUUACUUUAUUCAAAACGCGUAGAGCCAUUCCACAUGCGACCAGAUGGAGAGUAGAACAAUGAUAGAAGAAAAUGAAAAAAUUCUCAAACUUGAGAUUGACUUGCCAUCCGACUUUGGGUCGGAUUCGCCUUCAUCCCAAGUUUCAAUAAACGACUAUGAAGAAGAGACAGAAGAGGAAGAACAAACAACGACACGGUAAAAAUAUUCUCUAAAACUGAAAAAUCCGCAAUAAUUUUCAGACGUCGCUUCAUCUAUGUUACCAAGCGACCAAUCGUUUACCCAGAAUAA